AACCCCAGACAGGGGCCCUAGCCACCACAUCCUCUUCUCUCGUGUUGCCUACAGGCUCUCUCCUUCACUCACAAACUCCAGGACGGUGCCGGGGGCAGGGGCUGGGCCAUGUCCCCCCGUCCCACCACCCUCCUGGGCCUGGUGCUCUGUCUGGGUCACACGAUGCACACACAGGCGGGGACCCUGCCCAGUCGCUCCACCAGGGCUGAGCCCGACUCUGUAAGCCCCCAGGGGUGGCCUGUGACCAUUGUGUGCAGGGGCCCUGCUGGGGCUGAGGAAUUCCGUCUGGAGACGAAGGACAAUAGGAGUGACUUCAAGGAUGAGAAAACUGUGUUUCAAAUUGGUCCAUACCAGACAGAGGCCAGAUUCCGCAUCACCGCUGUGAGUAGAGACGCUGCCCAGCAUUAUCAGUGCCUCUAUCGAAAAGGUAAUCACUGGUCUGAGCCCAGUGAGCCCCUGGACCUGCCGGUGACAGAUCAGGCCUCUGACCAGACCCUCCUCACUCCUCGGAGACACAGACGCAUCCGCAGGACAAUGACCGUCCUGAUGCGCGAGGGGGACGCAGAAGCACGAGCCCGGCCUGCCGACAGAGCAUCUUUAUAUUCUCAUUGGGGUCCCUGUGGCCUUUCUCCUUUGUCUCUUUCUCCUGGGCCUUUUCCUCCUCCAUCGUCGGCACGAGAGAAAACGGGGGCCCCCAAGAAGCAAAGGCUCAGCCCCGCUGUUGACGUCGCAGAUGAGACACCAGAUCUGGCCACUGUCGACAGACUUCCUGAGAAGAGUGGGGAAGUGGACACCUCAGCCUCUGCUGCAGGAGGCCCCCAGAAGGUGAUAUAUGCCCAGCUGGACCACCCGGCCUUCACACAGAGGGUGGCCAGAGCUGUGUCCCCACUGUCCACAGAGCCCACAGCCAAGUCCAGCAUGUAUGCAGUCCUUGCCAGAAACUGACCCCAGGCCCCCCUGGCCUCUGCACUAAAGACACAGGAGGGCACUCUUGCAAAAGCCUGCAGUGGACAUUUGGAGGGUUUCCCUGUGGAAUCGGCCCUUCCUGAAGUCAUCCGGUCAAUUCUCCUGCUGGCAAGAGCUGGAGUCCUGAGACCCCCCAAUCAACUUCUAGGAGAUUCAUUCACCAUGUGGCCCCUCCCACAAUCAACUAGCUCCUUGGAGAGGACGUGUAGCACUUGUUUCAGAGACCCAGCUGUGGUCCCUUGGCUGUUUCCAGAGACCCAGCUAUAGUGCUUGGCUGUUUCCAGAGACCCAGCUGCAGUCUCUUGGCUGUUUCUAGAGACCCAGCUAUGGUCCUACAGUCGCCCAGCUGAUUCCAGAUAUGUCCUGUGAAUCCUCCCCUGCCCCCAGAGACCUGUUUUGUUUUCUCAGCUGACUGUACGAACCUUCCUAGAGUUCAGUUGUUGAUCUUGAAUCUGGGCUACACUUAUGCAGCUGAUAGCUAAGACCAUGUUUUCUAGAUCACGCUUCACGUUGUUCAUCAAUAAACGUCCUCACAGGCCC
Aethalodelphis obliquidens (Pacific white-sided dolphin) is the source of this 1506-nucleotide messenger RNA. It is a transcript of the gene LAIR1, whose product is annotated as leukocyte associated immunoglobulin like receptor 1. Lineage: Eukaryota; Metazoa; Chordata; Mammalia; Artiodactyla; Delphinidae. Gene Ontology annotation, biological process: immune response-regulating signaling pathway. The transcript has 9 exons. Gene Ontology annotation, cellular component: plasma membrane. Bases 109 to 945 code for a protein of 278 amino acids. The record is from RefSeq and is a predicted model, not a curated record.